This is a messenger RNA of Rhodofomes roseus, 687 nucleotides long. RefSeq lists its product as uncharacterized. Bases 1 to 687 code for a protein of 228 amino acids. The record is from RefSeq and is a predicted model, not a curated record. Lineage: Eukaryota; Fungi; Basidiomycota; Agaricomycetes; Polyporales; Fomitopsidaceae. The transcript is spliced from 5 exons.
AUGCGUUUCGCUCUCCUUGCUAUCGCCUUUUCAUACCUUGCGCUGUUUGCUUGGUCUGCUCCGGUCAAUCAGCAUCAUGAUACCUGCAACGCCAAGAAGGUUCGCGAGCUAGCGCAUACGCUAGACAUGCGAGAGCUCGAUGCGCGCGCCCUCCCGGAAAAGCUCGUGGAGAUUGAUGGCAACAUAUAUCACCUUCGUCGACACAGCAAUCAGGGCGUUCACGGCGUUACAUACCAGGUCCAGUGCGGAUCGUACAAGGGCGCCUUCGCCAAGACGAAAGUCACCUCGCAGGAGGAGCACGCUACGUACGACGUCGGCGCACUUCUUUUCGCUGGAACGGACCAUAAGCACCGCAGGUGGCUGUUCAUCAAGCCCUCGCCCGGCGUCGCCUUCGACAAGACGCACGCGUACCUCAGAGUGAGGCACGACGCGCAAGCCUGCCACCACCUGCUCAACCACGCGGCGGACUUGGCCACGGCCGCUUUCGAACACUACUACACCACGACGCACUGGGCGCACGGUGACCUGACGAGGGGCAACAUCCUCUUCGACGAUCAUAUUACUUCGGCGAACUUGAUCGACUGGGACUACGCAGACCGCCCCAAAAAUGCUCCUCACCCCGCAGACAUUCACAGCAAGGUGGUGCGCAACCUAGGGCACCUUUGCCCGCCUCUGCGGCACCACUAG